UUACUUUCUUAACGUUUUUAUAUUGCCUUAUUUUCUUCUAUAAUAUCGAGAUUUCCGACCAUAAUUAAUUUGUACCAAUUUUAGUGGAUCUCCUACAAAACUGCAGAAGAACACGGUGGUUUACUCGAAAUUCACCAUAGCUGAGGGGAGAGGGUCGGAAGGCGGUGGUGGUAGAGGAGAAGGCAUUGUGGACGGCAAUAUUGCGAAUUCGGCUGUGGCAACGGAGCUUUCGGACGGCCGAGUAGCCCUUGCCGUCACUUCGGGCACCACCACGACCAAAGCACUUCGGGACACGGACCAGCCGCUCGGUCCCACCACCCAGAAGCGCAUGGCUGCGCGAGAACGUGUUUUCGGUGGACUAGCGCUAUUCUUUUUUCUACUGUCUUUACUGCUAUUCGUCGGUUUAUUAUAUUUGUACCUCAACAAUGAAAACGAGGAUAUUUGCAUGUCACCGGGAUGCAUACGAACAGCAUCACAUAUCAACUUUUAA
Cylicostephanus goldi is the source of this 490-nucleotide messenger RNA. The record is from the annotation of a GenBank genome assembly. NCBI's taxonomy places the organism in Eukaryota, Metazoa, Nematoda, Chromadorea, Rhabditida, Strongylidae.